UGCGUGCGGUACAGAGCGUUUCUAAAUCGUUGCUGCCAAGAUAACGUAUACGAGGCGUAUGCACAAUCCUAACUUAACUUUUAAAUUAAAGUGCAUUUAACUGCUUUAGUGCGUGAAAGGAAUUGCAAGUGGUAGGUGUGAAAAAUUGCAUAUAGGUAGCCAUCAAUUAAACAUUAUGGCGGAGCUCAGUGACAAGUUUAUUGUGAAGUAUCGCCAGCAGCUUUACGAUCUGUCCCAGUUUAUGCACAAACAUCCGGGGGGCAUUAACACACUCAAGGGUCUCAGUCAAGCGGAUAUAACAGCGCGUUUUCAAAAGGCGCCACCUCAUUCCGAUGCCGCCAUGUACCUGAUGCGAGAAUAUAAAGUGAAUGAUGGCGCUAGUCGAAGACUGGAGACAGCAAAACUCAAAGCUAUUGAAUUGCCGGAGCAGUCCAAUAGUUCAGAGGAGGAUAACAAUAAUAAUCACUUGGAUGAGAGCAUGGAGCAUCUUGUGGAUUGGUCAAAAGCUAUGCUGCCACAAAUUGGAAAAAUAACAAAACACUAUGACGAGUGGGUGCAUAAGCCUGUAGACAGACCGCUAAGAUUAUUCGGGCCGUGGUACCUGGAAAUGUGCACAAAAACACCUUGGUACAUUGUGCCCAUGUUUUGGUUGCCAGUCAUCAGCAUGAUCAUCUGGAAAGAAAUACAGAACAAUAAUCCUUCAACAUUUAUUGGUUUUUUCAUCUUGGGCAUAUUAUUUUGGACAUUAUUGGAAUAUACACUACAUCGAUUUGUAUUCCAUUAUAAAUUGAACAGCGAUAGCCAUGCGUGGAUUUGCACAUUACAUUUUAUGAUACAUGGCCUACAUCACAAAGUUCCCUUCGAUCCUUUGCGGCUUGUUUUCCCACCAGUGCCUGGAGUUAUUCUUUCUCUGCUUAUUUAUACGCCGAUAUCUUUUUUUGUAUAUCAUCCGCGUAUAAUUUUAAGUGGAGGUUUAUUUGGCUAUCUGUGCUAUGACAUGAUACAUUAUUAUUUACAUUAUGGCAAUCCACGUAAUUAUCACAUGUAUCACAUGAAGCGCUAUCAUUACCAGCACCAUUUUGCACAUCAAGAUCUCGGAUAUGGAAUUAGUACACCUUUGUGGGAUUUUAUAUUUAAGACACCCAUUCAUUUGCGUAAACUAAAAUAUCAACUGCGCUGGUCGUAAUUGUGAUUAUAUUAGCCUUUACAAAGAAACAAAUUUUAUUUAUUUU
Molecule: messenger RNA, 1232 nt
Organism: Drosophila busckii
Lineage: Eukaryota; Metazoa; Arthropoda; Insecta; Diptera; Drosophilidae
Gene: Fa2h
Product: dihydroceramide fatty acyl 2-hydroxylase FAH2
Exons: 4
Coding region: 176-1186 (336 amino acids)
Biological process (GO): fatty acid metabolic process; lipid biosynthetic process
Cellular component (GO): membrane; endoplasmic reticulum
Molecular function (GO): heme binding; iron ion binding; fatty acid 2-hydroxylase activity
Source: RefSeq, a predicted model, not a curated record